CGCCGCCGCGCCGCCGCCGAGGGGACCAGGAAGUGGGGAGAGGAGCCCGGGCCCCGCCAGCGCCCGCUCGCUUCUUUGUGCGGCCGGAGCCCGGACGGGCGGGGACGGAGCCGGCGGGGGGAGAUGGGACCGAAGCGGAGCCCUCUCCCCCGCCCCCCCCCCCCGCGGCUCCCGCUGGGCCUGGGCUUUGGGGCCCGUGGCCCCUGCUCUGGCUCCAUUUUGUGGGCCCGGGCGGCGGGAGCGCGGCUCCCCGGGCUGUUCCUGCCCCGCGCCCGGCCACACGCGGGGGAGGGCCCCUGCGCCGUCCCGGUCACAGCGGGGGCUGGCAGCCGCGAUCCCCCUUUGCCCGCCUCCGGGAUCCCCUGGCCGCGGUGCCCAGCAGCGGGGAUCCUUCCCUCCCUCCGCCCCCCGGUCGCGUCCCCUUCUCUCCUUCCCCCGCCCUGUAGCGGAGCGACUUGGGUCCCUGCGGAUUGGGAGCCGCUUGUGGGAUCUUCGGCGGGGGCGACCUUUUCUGCCCACCCCCGGGCAGUCGCGGCCACCUCCGCUGAGCGUGCGGGAAGUCCGAGCCCCUGGUGCAGCCACAGCUGCUCCCCGUCCUCCAGCUCCCCCGCGCAGUUCCGAGUUUGUGGCUGUCAGUGCUGUGGGCUGGGAGGAUGGCGGUGCUGGUGUGGUGCAGCAUCUCGGUGAUCCUGGGGUCAGAGCUAGGACAGCUAGUCUCCUCUACAUGGGCACCCCGGAGUUAACCUUGCAGUCCUCCCACAGGCAAAAACCCCUUGAAAGCGCUCCGCAUGAGUAAGGAGCGUAGGGUGAGGCCCUAAAACACCAGGAUGUGGUGAGAGGAUCUGAGUAACCAGGCAGGAGCAUCUGAUACCACAGUAGAUGGAUGGUGACAGUUCUACAACAGAUGCUUCUCAGUUAGGAAUUGCUGGAGAGUACAUUGGUGGUAGUCACUUUGUAAUACAGCCUCAUGAUGACACUGAGGACAGUAUGAAUGAUCAUGAAGACACAAAUGGCUCAAAAGAGAGUUUUAGAGAACAAGAUAUAUAUCUUCCAAUUGCAAAUGUGGCAAGGAUAAUGAAAAAUGCCAUACCCCAGACAGGAAAGAUUGCUAAAGAUGCAAAGGAGUGUGUGCAAGAGUGUGUAAGUGAAUUCAUCAGCUUUAUAACAUCUGAAGCAAGUGAGAGGUGUCAUCAAGAGAAACGAAAGACUAUCAAUGGAGAGGAUAUUCUCUUUGCCAUGUCUACCUUGGGAUUUGAUAGUUAUGUUGAACCUUUGAAGCUGUAUCUCCAAAAAUUCAGAGAGGCAAUGAAAGGAGAGAAAGGGAUUGGAGGAACAGUUACAACUGCAGACGGUCUUAGUGAGGAGCUCACAGAAGAAGCAUUUACUAACCAGUUGCCAGCAGGUUUAAUAACUACAGAUGGCCAACAGCAAAAUGUUAUGGUUUAUACAACAUCUUAUCAACAGAUCUCUGGUGUUCAGCAAAUUCAGUUCUCAUGAUUUGAAGAAGGCUUUGGAUUUGGGAAUGGAAAAGAGAGACAAGAAAGCUGUACAACUUGUGAGAAGAGACAUUAGUUUAAAAUGACAGAGGAGAGAGUUGUCUCUUUGUACAUUAAAUAGCUGUAAUGUAGCUACCUGAGGCUUGACUAAUGGAGGUGUGAAUUCUGACUCAAAUCUUUUUUCAUGAAUUUUAAAAAAAAUUGGAUUUUAAGGGUAUUAAAGUAUUUUUGUUUUGUACAAGAGUUUGUUGCUCUGUAUAACUCCUGUAUGCAUUGUAUAUUGCAAUUUAUUACUGUCAGAGAUUUGUAGACAGUUUCUUAUUUUCAUAUUGAAUUAUGUUACUUUUGUAAUUCAAGUAAACAGCUGAGUUUAAUUCAUGUUUACCCUUUGAAUAAAAUAAGGGUAAAGUUCA
Chelonia mydas (Green sea turtle) is the source of this 1909-nucleotide messenger RNA. RefSeq names its product nuclear transcription factor Y subunit beta (gene NFYB). Gene Ontology annotation, cellular component: nucleus; CCAAT-binding factor complex. Gene Ontology annotation, molecular function: RNA polymerase II cis-regulatory region sequence-specific DNA binding; protein heterodimerization activity; DNA-binding transcription activator activity, RNA polymerase II-specific. The transcript is spliced from 7 exons. The record is from RefSeq and is a predicted model, not a curated record. Gene Ontology annotation, biological process: regulation of transcription by RNA polymerase II. Lineage: Eukaryota; Metazoa; Chordata; Testudines; Cheloniidae. Bases 880 to 1497 code for a protein of 205 amino acids.